AUGCAGUAUAUCGACCGCGUCUUGAACUCCCUAGACAUACAAGAAAACUAUUCUACGUACGGAGAGCAUUCUCUCAACGCCAAAAACCUGCACACAUAUUUGUCUAAACUGCUUUACCAGCGACGAUCCAAGUUUGACCCCCUCUGGAACCAUAUCCUUGUUGCCGGACUCGACGAUGAGGGCAAGCCAUUCCUCAGUUCCGCAGACUUGCUAGGAACAACUUACUCCGCACCAGCCCUUGCUACAGGGUUCGGAGCCCACUUGGCUGUGCCUAUUCUCCGCCGAUUGUUCCCAGAGGAAAAUGGGAUAGACAACAUCACGAAGGAACAGGCUGUUGAUGCUAUGAAGCAAUGCAUGAGGGUUCUUUUCUACAGAGAUGCUAGAAGUUCAGACAGAUAUUCUAUUGCAGUUGUUACCAAGGAAGGCGUGGAGCUUAAGGAGAACGAAGCUCUGGAGAACCAGAGCUGGGCUUUUGCUGACAGGAUCAGAGGCUAUGGCACCCAAGUCAACUAA
Molecule: messenger RNA, 513 nt
Organism: Trichophyton verrucosum HKI 0517
Lineage: Eukaryota; Fungi; Ascomycota; Eurotiomycetes; Onygenales; Arthrodermataceae
Exons: 1
Coding region: 1-513 (170 amino acids)
Cellular component (GO): proteasome core complex
Source: RefSeq, a predicted model, not a curated record